Pomacea canaliculata is the source of this 2709-nucleotide messenger RNA. RefSeq lists its product as uncharacterized. The record is from RefSeq and is a predicted model, not a curated record. The transcript has 2 exons. Lineage: Eukaryota; Metazoa; Mollusca; Gastropoda; Architaenioglossa; Ampullariidae. The coding region runs from base 426 to 1172 and encodes 248 amino acids.
CACGAGAGACAUGGCAUCGAGCGCUCGGCGUGCUUCACCGCCUGUUGUCUCCACGCUGCGCGUGCGUCAUGGCUGCAUCGCGCGUGGCCGCCGCAAGUCGCUCCUCAUCGCAGUCCGUACUGCAGUUGCCGUCUGCCGCCUGUGGCGGGUAAGUUCCUUCAAAUUUCUCCGUCGUGUCUCAUCGACAACCUGUUGAGACAUUUGAUUUCGAAACUCGGACGUGGACCUGGAAGCAUGCAACGGCCUGCGGCGACAUGAUCUGCCUCGUGCGUCCUGCCAGCAGGCCAGGCUUCUAGCAGCGUGCCAGCGGACUGGGAAGGGCUGCAGAAGAGGCUCCACUGGAAAGCAGGAGGAGGGAGUAGUCUUCAAGAUUCGCCAUCAUCGUCGUCCUAAUUCAGGUCGCUGUUGAAUCUUUAACCAUCAUCAUGCUGCCUUGGCUGUUUAGUGAAAUGAAGGACAAGUGUAGCCUGAUAUACUAUACCCUGUCGUUCGUGUUCUGUACCGUAUCCUGCACAGAUGUCAACCCCGUAAUAACACUGCAGAAAAAGGAUAUUCUGCCGCUGCACGUGCGGAGCCGGAACCUGCACUACACGGCCGCAGAUCCUCUGUUCUACUCACAAACCUACUCGGACCGCGUCAGCAUCUUUCUUGUACAGAGCGACACCUCAUGGCUGGACAUCAAGUGGCAGUUCGACAACUCUUCUCUUGAUGGAGCCUCGGACAUACCAAUCGUGUCACAGGCGACCUGCGAUUUGCCCAAUGGUCGGAUCGUGUCGGACUUUUUCAACGGCACACGCAACCGCUUCCGGUUCUCGCACUUGAUGUCCGACACGGAGUACACAGUGUGCGUGGUCGUGACGGAGGGAACGCACGUGGAAACCGUCAAAAGGAUGUACUCCAAGUGCACCUACUUUCGGACCAUUCCACUGAUGAGACCGGACAGUGUGGUUGGACUCGUCCUCACCCUCGGGUACUUAAUAGGAAUGAGCGCUUUUGGGUAUGUAGCCUGGAAAUGUCGGAUGUACAAAGUUACUGCCACGCGCACAAAGCAAGAGGACGGUCUGGAGCUCACCUCCCGCUCCAACGGAGAAAGGUUGUCAGAUAUCGAGGAACGUGUUUACCUUAAUUCGUUUCAGCCUUCGUCGAGUUAUAAAACGCAAGAAUUCAUUUGAAAAAAUCAGGCUUGACGAAACCUAUAAGAUACAGGAUAUAUUUAUGACACGAAGAAAUCAAAAACCUGAAACAAGAUUUUAGGACAACACACUUCACACUAUCCAUAGCUAUUUGAGCUGUUUGAGCAAAAAAAAAAAAAAUAAUAAUAAUUAAACAAUUUCAACUCGUUUCUAAAAUAACAUGCAACUCAUGAUCUGAUCUGAUGCCUUACAAAGCCUGUAAUAAGGUUUCAAGAGAUGUGUGACAUGGAGCAUUGUAAGCCUCGUCUUAGGAGAAGUAUAAUAUGCAUCGUAUAAAGAUGGGAAAUGUACAGAUAUAAAUGAAAACGAAACUUGAAAUAUUGUGAUAGGUUACAUAAGUAAUAAGAAAAUAUAAUCAAAAUCCUAAAUGUGACCACCACUAAACAAAGGUAGUUUCCCAGUUUCCAAGUUCAAUGGUGCUACAGGUCACUGUAAUUUCAAGACAUUUGAAAUGGACCUAUUGGACGCAUCGCUAUGAAGAAAUGCUCUUUUCUGGUAUAAUAAAUAGAAAUAAUAAAAGUAAGAAAUCAUAUGGAGUGUGAGCAAGAAUAAAAAAUAACCCAGAAUUUAACGGCUUCCAGGCAAUCUUUUAUAAACCCUAUCGCUGUCCUCUCUCGGACGGAUAAACACACACACGCACACACGCACGCACGCGCGUACACACGCAUAAUUUACAGAUUAAAACAGAAUUUAGUAAUCAGCUGAUAAGAAGCUGAACAUUUCCUGAAACUUAAGCUGUGUACAAAUACUGAAAGCCAUCUAUCCAAAUUAUACAAUUUAUUCAUCUAAAUGUCGUACUAUCUUUUGCUCCGUUACAAGGUGAGAUGAUAUAAAAAGUGCAAUAGUUAUUUAAUUUUCUCUUAUUCAACUGUGAUGUAGGUUCUUAUGUUAGCACUAAUAAUUUUAUGCUUUAGGUUAGCUUUCUUUAUCACACUGUUUCUUGCAGAUCGGACCUAUGCAAAUAUUGUAAGAACUAAUAUAUUGUUUUUGCUGCAACUACUAUGUUUUGCGCUCACCCAACUCCUCGAGUAUACUUCACGUACGUGAUUGGUUCUGAACUGAACUGAAUCUAAGCACUGAGAAAAUUGUCCGUUGAAAAGACCAUAAAGGAGGAAAUAAGUGAAAAUGUGAAGAACCGCUCUAAGCACAGGAUGGUUUGCAAUGUGGACUGACAUUACAUCUUACAGAAAGAUUUGUACAGCGGUGUGCAGAAACAGGAAUAUCACAUAUGAGAAUCUUCUAGAUAUUGCCUGCCUGCUUGGACAUUUGAUGUUAUUUAAGAAUAGAUACAGAUAUUGGCGAAAUAUUUACAGAAUUGAUAUAAAUCACCGAGUGUAGUAAAGCGCCCUCGUCCUUCCAUAAAUUAUCCCGCCGAUUACUUUGUAGUUGAUAAGUGUUUGUCGUGCCAGUUGUUUUUCUGUGUGAAUACAUGUUCUACGUAGAUAAUUGUCAUCAUCACGACAGUUUUAAAUCGUAUAAUAUGGUCAUGUUAUUAAAAGUGCAUAUUAUGUUGUCA